Molecule: messenger RNA, 2170 nt
Organism: Siniperca chuatsi (mandarin fish)
Lineage: Eukaryota; Metazoa; Chordata; Actinopteri; Centrarchiformes; Sinipercidae
Gene: aplnr2
Product: apelin receptor 2
Exons: 2
Coding region: 491-1918 (475 amino acids)
Biological process (GO): immune response; G protein-coupled receptor signaling pathway
Cellular component (GO): membrane
Molecular function (GO): G protein-coupled receptor activity
Source: RefSeq, a predicted model, not a curated record
GGGGUGGUCUGGUUUGAGAACAAGAGAAAGGAGGGUGUGUGCAAAUAUGUGUGUAUGGAGGACAUUGCUAUAUAUUCAGACUUAAGAGGAAGGCACACCUUCCUCAGCUGGCACAGUACAGAUGUAGCGCUUGGGGGAGGAACAAGAGGAGAAGUCACAGAGAGAAAGUGAAAUGAGAGAAGACGGGAUGACAGGACAGUAGCUGAAUUUUGCUCCACAAUAAUCAUCAUCACACUAUUAUUAGCAUCUCAGAAAGGAUUUCAUCCUUCAUGAUGAAGUAGCCUCAGACCAUCCAAGUCAGUGGACUGAGAAAGAAGUGGAAGUGAACAGGGGACUAAUCCACUACUGGGUCCUGAAUCUUAAGACAAUUGUCCCAGUGCAGGAGUUUGGACAUUUUGCUUCUGGACCAAAUUGCACCAAGUAUUGGAACCUCCAGUGAUUUUAAUGGCAAAGGAUUUUAUAUUAUUAAACCAAGGAGACGGUUGCACAGAUGUCAGAUGCAGACUUCCUCACCUCCCCCUCGCCUUCUCCCCCUCCUCUCUUCCACUGCGACUACAGCGACUGGUCUCCCUCCUUCUCCAUCAUCCCGUCCGUCUACCUGCUGGCCUUCCUGGUCGGUUGCCUCGGCAACAGCCUGGUGCUGUGGGCCUACCUGGACCGAGCCGAGGGGAGGGGAACGGGGACCGGAGACAAAGCUGGAAUGGGAAAGUUCUGUUGCACUGGCAUUUUCAGAACCAGUCAGCAGAACGUUAGCAGUGCUGGUAGAGUUCACCACACGUCAUUUCCUCAGAAGAACAAGGAAAACUCAGGACAAAGCUGCAGACCCUCCUCUCACUCCUCCACCUCCUCCUCUUAUCCUCCCUCCAUCCCUCGUCCCUCCCGCUCACUGACAGACUCUCUAAUAGCCAGCUUAGCGUUAGCUGACCUCUGCUUCCUUGUGACUCUCCCUCUGUGGGCGGUCUACACAGCGAUGGGCUACCACUGGCCAUUUGGGCAACCCCUCUGCCAAAUCAGCAGCUUCCUCACUGCACUCAACAUGUAUGCCAGCGUGUUCAGCCUGAGCAUGCUCAGUGUGGAGCGGUACUGGGUUCUGACUGGACGCCGGCACUCCAGCCACCAUGCCCCACAGAGGUGCCCCAGCAGGGCUUUGUGGAUACUUGGAGGGGUGUGGGUGCUGGCGGGGGUGCUGGCACUUCCUGGUUUGCUGCUGCGCUCUGUCAGGGAGGUGGAGUUAGACCCUGAAUCUGAGGAUGAUUGGCAGCUAGAGCCAAUUCAUCCUACGGACUCUGGAUCAGUCUUCCUCUCCUGUCAGAUGGAUUACUCCAUGCUCAUUGGAGCAGAGCUAGAGGAGACAGAUCGAGAGAGGGCGGAGAUGUGGUGGACGGCCGCUUUGAGUCUUAAAUCAACUCUUAUUGGCUUCCUACUUCCUCUUGUCAUCUUGCUGGUCUGCUACUGCUCAUUGGCCCAGCUCCUCAGCAGACAUUUUGGACGGGGCCCUCGUCCUGACCGCAGGCGCCAGCGAAGACUCCUCAGGGUCAUUGUCACUUUAGUGAUGGCUUUCUUCCUGUGCUGGCUGCCGCUGCAUGUUAAUAAGACUGUUUCCAUGCUGCUGGAGUUUGGUUUUGUCCCAUACUCCUGCUCUUUAGAUCAGCUUUUACUGGCUGCUCACCCAUAUGUCACCUGUUUAGCUUAUCUCAACUCCUGCCUUAACCCUCUCCUGUACGCUGCCUGUGACCCGACAUUCAGGAAGAGAUGCAGAGGGGCUCUUCUCAUGUUGUGCAGCAGAGGUGGAGAGGGAAGGGAGGGAAAGAAAGACAAAGGAGAGGAAGGGAAAGAAGAAAGGAGCUCAGCUUUUCCCACGCGAACAGAGGAGGGAGAAGAGGAGAGGGUAGGGGAGGUGGGUGGGGAUGAUUGCUGAGGAGUGAGAGGCCACAUGAAUCAUGGCUCAACACCCAAAAAGAUAACUGUUAAUCCAGUGAUUUCACACUGAGGAACCAGGACAUCAAGUCGUUUUGUUUGUUGACAAUAAAGCAGCAUUGUAUGUUUUUUCAGCAGUUUUUCAGUGUUGUUGGAGACAAUAGACUGAAUUCCAAAGUGGCCUAAACUCAGACUCUUGAUGAAACUGUAUCAGAUAUCAAUAUUUUCAAAAUAAACAUCUUUAUCAAAUGAA